Hydractinia symbiolongicarpus is the source of this 943-nucleotide messenger RNA. RefSeq lists its product as uncharacterized. Lineage: Eukaryota; Metazoa; Cnidaria; Hydrozoa; Anthoathecata; Hydractiniidae. The record is from RefSeq and is a predicted model, not a curated record. The transcript has 4 exons. Bases 162 to 758 code for a protein of 198 amino acids.
AUGACGUUUUCGGUUAUUAAUGUUGUUUGGCUGUGUAGCAACAUGAUCUUAAUGUCGAUUGAAGUAUAUAGCUAGAUUGUGUACCUCAACAGCAGUAUCGAAAAGAGACGAUUUUUUUCUCUCGCUGCAGAGAACUACUUUUGUGUUUAGGUGAUAAGAAAAUGGAAGAAAGAAAGUUUGAAAAGUUAUGUGUAGCUUGUAACAGAAUGCAAUCUUUGUCGCAAACAUCCUGUGAAUGUGGUCACGUGAUGAAGGAUGCUGUUAGCAUGCAAGCUGAUAACACACGUAAACGUCGCGCGCCAUAUCGUGCUAAUUCCGUAAGCUCAGAAUGGAUAGGACAUCACUCUCAAACCACAUUCUCUAUUAAAAAGAAGAAGCAAUUUGAUGAUGAAACUGAUGAAAAUAAUAACGCAAAUACAUUUAUAAGAUCAAAAAAAAUCAAGAAACGUAAGCAAAAGCAAAGACGACAUAAACAAAAAUCUGUUUUCGCAGAACAACAAUGCAUGGACACACUGUCAACUGUAAAUGAUGAAAAAAGAAACGAAAUAAAAGAAAUCCUAAACCUUAUUGAAAACUCUUAUCAAAAUAUAUACUUCGAUCGAUGCAAGAGUUACAGAAAAAUGAAAAUUACAGACUUCGAUUUUCAGUUUGAUUUUACAACAUUUGAUAGCCACGCGCCCUUUUAUCCAACUGCAUUGGAGGAUAUCAACUCAAAGAUCAAUCGAACGAAAGUUUUCUAUAAAAUCAUAAGCGAGUGAAAACUACUUGAUCAAUUUUAAGUUCGAUUUUAUAACAUUUGAUAGUAAUGAGCUGUUUUAUUCAACUGCAUUGGAGAAUAUCAACUUAAAGAUCUAAUAAAAAUCAUAAUCAAGUGAAAGUUUUUUCAUCGAUUUAUCUUUUGUAAAUACGAAUUAGCGAGAAUAUACUACAACGACAGAAAUGA